GUGGUGCAUUGACAUCAGUUUGUCUCUGUUACUUUCUAAUCUAGUUACCUCAGACUUUGUCCAGUAAAAUGUCUACCACCAAUCUUACUGACCCUGAACUCUUCAACUGUCCCAUCUUUCAAGACCUGCUGAAGGAUCCAGUGACUUUGCCUUGUGGACACAGUCACUGUCUGGGUUGUAUCCAGGUACCUUUGGACUACCAGAGAGAAGAUCAAGUCUGCCCCUGGUGUAAAGAAAGCUUUCCACCACCAUUGAUCAAUCUGAACCGAAAUACUAUUCCGGCAGAAAUGGUGGUGAAACUGAAGAACAACGCUUCUACAACAGACAAUGUGGAGCUUCACCAAGACCCGAGUAACCCUUCUUUAUCUGAAGACCUGCCAAGCAUUAACUCUGACCCACUGUGCAAUUAUGGGAAAAUGAAGAGUGCCCACAAGGACCAGAUGAAAGUGAAAAGAAUGAUGAGCAUAUCUAACCCAGGUGGUGAAGCCAAUGGGAUCACACAGAUGUUCAAACCGGUAACGACAAUUGGGACACCUACUUUAGAAAUUCCACCUACCCUCUGUGCUAAGUCCUCAGUCUUGAAGGGUUCUACCAAACCUGCUGCUAGAGGGAUUUCAUUUGGUCUGCCUAACUUUAACAAAGGGUCGUCCCACUGUAACAAAUCUGACCUCUUUAGAAACCCUGAAUCUCAUACAAGUAAGCCUGGAUCUAACACAGAGUUCACAUUUGGUAAGCCUGAAUCUAACACAGAGUUCACAAUUGGUAAGCCUGAAUCUAACACAGAGUUCACAAUUGGUAAGCCUGAAUCUAACACAGGAUUUACAUUUGGUAAGCCUGAAUCUAACACAGGGUUUACAUUUGGUAAGCCUGAAUCAAACACAGGGUUUACAUUUGGUAAGCCUGAAUCUAACACAGGGUUCACAUUUGGUAAGCCUGAAUCAAACACAGAGUUCACAUUUGGUAAGCCUGAAUCUAACACAGAGUUCACAUUUGGUAAGCCUGAAUCUAACACAGAGUUCACAUUUGGUAAGCCUGAAUCUAACACAGAGUUCACAUUUGGUAAGCCUGAAUCUAACACAGGGUUUACAUUUGGUAAGCCUGAAUCUAACACAGGGUUUACAUUUGGUAAGCCUGAAUCAAACACAGGGUUUACAUUUGGUAAGCCUGAAUCUAACACAGGGUUCACAUUUGGUAAGCCUGGAUCUAACACAGGGUUUACAUUUGGUAAGCCUGAAUCUAACACAGAGUUCACAUUUGGUAAGCCUGAAUCUAACACAGGGUUCACAUUUGGUAAGCCUGGCUCUAACACAGGGUUCACAUUUGGUAAGCCUGGAUCUAACACAGGGUUUACAUUUGGUAAGCCUGAAUCUAACACAGGGUUCACAUUUGGUAAGCCUGAAUCAAACACAGGGUUUACAUUUGGUAAGCCUGAAUCUAACACAGGGUUUACAUUUGGUAAGCCUGAAUCUAACACAGGGUUCACAUUUGGUAAGCCUGAAUCAAACACAGAGUUUACAUUUGGUAAGCCUGGAUCUAACACAGGGUUUACAUUUGGUAAGCCUGGAUCUAACACAGGGUUUACAUUUGGUAAGCCUGAAUCUAACACAGAGUUCACAUUUGGUAAGCCUGGAUCUAACACAGGGUUUACAUUUGGUAAGCCUGAAUCUAACACAGAGUUCACAUUUGGUAAGCCUGGAUCUAAUAAACAAUUAUCAUUUGUUAACCCUGAAUCUAACACAGGCUCCUCAUUUGGGAAAGCUGGAUCUAACACAGGGUUUACAUUGGGUAAGCCUGCAUCUAAUACAGGAUUAUCAUUUGGCAAGCCUGCAUCUAAUACAGGAUUAUCAUUUGGCAAGCCUGCAUCUAAUACAGGAUUAUCAUUUGGCAAGCCUGCAUCUAAUACAGGAUUAUCAUUUGGUAAGCCUGAAUCUAAUAAACAAUUCUCAUUUGUUAACCCUGAAUCCUACACACAAUUCUCAUUUAGCAAGCCUGAAUCUAACACAUGUUUCUCAUUUGGCAAGCCUGCAUCUCACACACUAUCCCCAUUUGGUAAUCCUGAAUCUCUCACAAGACUGUCAUUUGGCAAGGCUGAAACUAACACAGGAUUCUCAUUUUUCAAGUCUUAAUGUAACACAGUUUUCAUAUUUGGCAAACCUGAAUCUACCAUUGGAUACUAAUUUGGUAAGCCUGUCUCUAGGAUAGUAUUCAAAUUUAGGGAGUCUGAAUCUUACCUCCGACUCUCCUUUGGUACGCCUGAAUCUAACACCUUCAGUGUAACAUAGCAUAGAGCUGGAACGAUGAACCAAAAAAUACCUACACAGACAUUUUAAACUCAAUGUUUUGCAUAUCAAUACUUUUUCAAUGUUUCCAGAAUGUUCCUGCAUUCAUUAAAAGAUUGCCUUUCGUUUAAUUUGAAACAGUGCUACAUCAGCUAAUCAGAUUUGUUUUCUAUCAGUUACUUCCUACACGUUUACAGUUCUUCCAAGGCAUGCUUGAGUAGCUGUGUUCACAAAAUGAGCAUGCACAAAUGUUAAAUCAUGCUUUUAGUUAUGCGAAUUCCGACUACAUCAAAAUACACUGCCAAAAAAAUUAAGGGAACAUUUAAAUUACACAUCUGGUCUCGAUCAACAAAAUAUAUUACAAAUCAAAAUCCUUCCUGUACAUUGUUUAAUUCGUUGAGAGCAAAAUGAUGUAACAACGGUCAAAGGAAACCAAUAUCACCAACUGGUUGAGGGCUGGAUUCAAGAUUGAAAUCACAGACUGUUCCAACUUGUGUGAAUUUCAUCACGGCUCAGUAGUGUGCAUACAGCUAUGGCCCCCACAUAGCUGUAUGCACUCCCCACAACAUCUGGCCAUGCUCCUGAUGAGAUGGCGGAUGGUGUCCUGGGGGAUCUCCUCCCAGACCUGGAUCAGGGCAUCAGUGAGCUCCUUUCAGAUAUCAAUCAAAACUCUGUUUUUAUAUAAUAAUCAUUGCUGUGGCUUGCGAUCUAAAACAUACUUGUUAUUCCUGGGGCUUGUAUGGCAAGAAGACACAGGUUUAAUCUUCAAAAUAACUGUUCUAAUUUGCACACAACUCCUCUUACACUCUUUCAAUUAGAAACUUUGAUUACAUUUUUAAAACUUUCUUCAAUGGGAUUUCUUCAAUGAGUAACAGAAUACUAACAGUAUCUCUUUCGCUUGAACCAUGUAAGCUACAGCUUUGAUUCAUAUAUUUAGCCUAUCCCCACUUCAAAUGCUUGGACAUGUAUCAACUAGGACAAUCUUUAAAUAACCGUGUACUGUAGGCUAAAGAAAACAGCCACUAGGGGGCACACCAUUUUUGCUGAAUUUGUGGCCUCUGUAGGGCUAAUUAUUUUUGCUGUUGGUGGGUAGGGAGCAAAUGUCACAUCCUGGCAUGGCCAUGCCGAUGAGACUCAAUGCCCUCAUUCUGAGCACAGAUACCUGUUCCUUGUCAUUAUUGCCCUCACCUGUGUUCCUGAUCACUGCCACCAUUAAAGUUCCAUCCAUGGUCUUGUAUUUUGUUGGUCAUUGUUUUGGAUUCUGUUCCAUGUAGUGUUUUUCUGGUCCGUUUUGGUUUUGUUAUGUGUUAGAUAUUUUAUCAAAAGUCCUCGGUCGUCCCUGCGCCUGUAUGCAGCGUUACAGCAAAAGGCUACCUGGCCCAAAGUCUUCCAUCCAUGUACGUCUUUAUGAACAUGACAGCUGAACCAUGUUUAUCUGUUAUUUUAACCAAACUCGUGUCAUUAUAUUAGCUUUUCAAAGUAAAUUGAAUAUCAUGCAAAUAUAUUUUUGUAAUACCUAUUUUGUCAUGACUGUUCUAUAGGCUUCUUGAAUGGAUUUUCAUCCAUUUGUCAGUUGGCCAACCCUUCCUUUUAAACAAAUGAUACUGUACAUUAUAUAAUGAAAUGUUUUAUAUAUUCAGUUUAUAGUAUUAUUACAGUUUAUUGUAUAUAUUCUGUGUAUAUUUUAUUUUUAUCUGAUAGUUUUUUAUUUGUUUAAUAUUAUUAUUAUUUUAUUUCUAUUCUAUUUUUUUUUCAUUUUUCAUGAAAUUUGAGAUUAUUCCUCUGUAAUGAAAAGCACAAAUGCAGUAAAUUGUUAUAAUUAUUAUUAGUUCUUAAGCAAAAUUCAGGCAUUAAAGCAAUUAGGCAAUCACAGCUAUUAAUGGCUAACAGUUUGUUGUAUUUGGUCUUGUUUUCUGUGGGAAGGCAUGCUGGAACGCAUGCUGGUGAUUCUGCUGGGAGGCAUGCUGUAUGGUAACAAAAUCUGUUCAUCAGUGGGGCUGUAUUCAUUACUUGAAUCUGCUACUUAACACUCCCGUUGUGCUUCGGUUGGAUAGGACCGAAUAUUUCUCUCUGAAAAACGUAGUUCAUUUAAAUAAUAUAUAAGGCAACACUGAGGAAUAAUGACUUGUCCAAAAUUACUGGAAGAUCUUGCACAAGCUGCAUUACGCAAGGAGUGUGUUUUCAAUGACCAUGCAGAUUGUUUUUGCUGAGAAUCACACUUGGCUUAUUAGUAGAUUUCAUUUUCCAUUUAUUUUAUGUAUAUUUGUUAUAUUUAUAGUCAAUAAAUAAUAUUUAGAUGUGGUCCAUGUCUGAAUAUGACUGUGAAAAUAAAGCCUGACUUGUCAUCA
Messenger RNA from Esox lucius (northern pike), 4627 nucleotides. Its product is annotated as nucleoporin nsp1. NCBI's taxonomy places the organism in Eukaryota, Metazoa, Chordata, Actinopteri, Esociformes, Esocidae. The transcript is spliced from 3 exons. The coding region runs from base 69 to 2126 and encodes 685 amino acids. The record is from RefSeq and is a predicted model, not a curated record.